AGAACGCGCUUCGGUCCGUCAGUCUGUCAAAUGAAACGAACGAAAGGCGCGGCAUUUGUGUUGUUGCCACCAAAAAAAAUGGCAAUUGUUAAUAAAUAAAUCAUAAUAAAAUAUAUAUUUUUUAUAUAUAAUAACACCCAAAGUGCAUUUAAUACCAACAACUAAAUACCAGCAACAAAAUACGUGUAAAAAAAGUAAUAAAACGAAAUACAAGCAAUAAUACCAGUAAAAAUCAUAAAUCAUAGGAAAAACGUGUUCAACGAGUAUCGUAUUAUGUGUAUAAACUUUCAAACUGAAAACCGCAUAAUUAAUUGCCAAAACAACACCAGCACCGAAACCAAAAAGAAAAAAAGUAACUAAAUAAAUACCGAAGUGAACGUGAUACGUCCUCCUCAACCCACACAACAGAUAGAUAUAUACUCUACUCUACUAUAUAUUGUCCAAAGAGAAGCGAAGCUGUCCACAAUGCGUCGCAACAUCAAACUGAUUGUCUUCGUGAGCAUCAUUUGGAUGUUCGUGAUGGUCUACUACUUCCAGUCCAGCACCGAGAAGGUGGAAAAUCGUGCACUGCGGUUACGUGAGGUGGCAACGGCCAUGCAGCAGCAGUUCCAGGACGACUCCUCGUCGGUGGCGGCAGCAGCGGCGGCGGCGGCGGCAGGAGCAUCCACAGUCCGGCUCUGGGCACCGGCCGGAGGCGGGGUGGGAGUGGGAGGAAUCGGUGGCAGUGGGGCCGAUGAUCCCGGCGGCAAUGUCAUUCUAAUCGGUUCGGUUAAGGACUUUGAGCGCAAUGCGGUCCAUGGCCUGAAAUUGAAUGGAAUUGUGGCGCUGGAAGAGACGUCGCAGGCUCACAGCGGUGGCAUGGGUGGCCGGCUGCCAAUGGCCCCCAGCGGCCGUGCAGGCACUACCGAGGUGGAGUACUUCGACGAGGCGGGCUACAUCAGAGCGGGGGCAUUGCGCAGCGGGGAAGAUCCCUACAUUAGGAAUCGUUUCAAUCAAGAGGCCAGCGAUGCACUGCCCAGUAAUCGAGAGAUACCCGACACAAGGAAUCCCAUGUGUCGCACUAAGAAGUACCGCGAGGAUCUGCCCGAGACCAGUGUCAUCAUCACCUUCCACAACGAGGCCAGGUCCACGCUAUUGAGAACCAUUGUCAGUGUUCUCAAUCGCAGUCCCGAGCACCUGAUACGAGAAAUCGUACUGGUAGAUGACUUCAGUGAUCAUCCCGAAGACGGCCUGGAGUUGGCCAAGAUCGACAAGGUCCGCAUCAUACGGAACGACAAGCGUGAAGGCCUGGUCCGGUCCCGGGUUAAGGGCGCCGAUGCCGCCGUCAGCAGCGUCCUCACCUUCCUCGACAGCCACGUGGAGUGCAAUGAGAAGUGGCUGGAGCCGCUGCUCGAGCGGGUUCGGGAGGAUCCGUCGCGGGUGGUUUGUCCCGUCAUCGAUGUGAUCAGCAUGGACAACUUCCAGUAUAUCGGUGCCUCGGCCGAUUUGCGCGGCGGCUUCGACUGGAAUCUGAUCUUCAAGUGGGAGUACCUCAGUCCAGCCGAGCGUUCGGUCCGCCACAACGAUCCCACCACGGCCAUCAGGACCCCGAUGAUAGCGGGAGGCCUGUUCGUUAUCGACAAGGCGUACUUCAAUAAGCUGGGCAAAUACGACAUGAAAAUGGAUGUGUGGGGCGGUGAGAAUUUGGAAAUCUCGUUCCGUGUCUGGCAGUGCGGCGGCAGUUUGGAAAUCAUCCCCUGCAGUCGGGUGGGUCACGUCUUCCGUAAACGGCAUCCCUACACCUUCCCGGGGGGCAGCGGCAAUGUGUUUGCCCGGAAUACGCGACGUGCCGCGGAGGUCUGGAUGGAUGACUACAAACAGCAUUACUACAAUGCCGUGCCCCUGGCCAAAAACAUUCCGUUCGGCAACAUUGACGACCGUCUGGCUUUGAAGGAGAAAUUGCAUUGUAAGCCAUUCAAAUGGUAUCUGGAGAAUGUGUAUCCCGACCUGCAGGCCCCCGACCCACAGGAGGUUGGCCAAUUCCGACAGGAUAGCACCGAAUGCUUGGAUACAAUGGGCCACCUAAUCGAUGGCACUGUGGGAAUCUUCCCCUGCCACAACACGGGCGGCAACCAGGAAUGGGCAUACUCGAAGCGCGGCGAAAUCAAGCACGACGAUCUCUGCCUGACACUCGUGCAGUUCGCCCGCGGCUCCCAGGUGGUGCUGAAGGCCUGCGAUGAGUCGGAGAAUCAGCGCUGGAUCAUGCGGGAGGGCGGCCUGGUGCGACACCACAAGAUCAACGUGUGCCUGGACUCGCGGGAUCAGACGGCACAGGGCGUGAGUGCGCAGCACUGCAACUCCGCCCUCGCCACGCAGCGCUGGUCGUUCGGCAAGUACGCGUGAGAGAGACGCCUCACGGACUAGGCUGGAUAAAGAGACAGAUAGAGCGGGACACAGUGAUAUUUGUGCAAGUGGACGGAAGGAGGAGGAGGAGGAGGAGGAGGAGAAGGAAGCCUAACCUAACUCUAUGUGGAUUGCAUGUGGAUUGUAUGUGUACUGUAUGUAUUCGUAAUGUUUUACCUUACCAAUGUUGAUUUGUUGCUGAACAUAAAACACACUCUCACACACCCGAUUAUAUUACCAUAUAUAGUGCAUACUUGUAAACGAUAAGUUCAACUUUAGUUAAAGAGGGUUCACGAAUCGUUCAGACACCAUUUCCUCUGGGGGUUAAACUUACAUCAAACGAAAAUAUGAAAUGCAUACAAAAAAUGUACUUAGACUGAUUAAUUUUUUGUAUAUGUAUACAAAAUAUAUAUAAAACAAAGAAAAUGGGAAAUAAUACUACCCAUAAAAGCGUAAAACUUUGGCAGCUGCUUGACAAAAACAAAAGAAAGAAGCAUAAGCUAUAAAUUAAUUUUUGCAUUCCAACGGCACACAUUCAUUCGAGUCAAUUAAGGAUAUAAAUUUGUCACAAAUCAAACAGAAAAAUAGCCUAGCAUACGAUUCAGAUCUUCACACACACACACACACAUGCUCAGAGUCUUCUCAACUUUGUACUUAACACAAACAAAAAGCAAAAACAAACAAACAUGAAAUGUUAUCAUUAGUUUUAGUUGUACUUCUAAGUGGAAAAAAAUCAUUUGAAAUCAUUGAAACCUAUGUGAAAUAUGUAUGUAUAUAUAAUGAAAAGGAAAAUAUUAUUUAAAUGUUUAUCAAACGCCAAAUAAAUUGAACAUUUUUCGAUUCUAUAUUGUACGCAAAUCGAAAAGAAUUGAAUUGAAUGUCUCUUUGUUAUUAUUUCAAAUGCAUAACUAAUUUCCAGUAAUCAAAGGAAAACAUAUGUACACGACAUCAACUAAAUUUUGUAUGUGAAAAAGUAUAUAUUUUUUGUAUUAUUUUCACACAGUUUUUAGGUUCGUUUGUAUGACAGGAAAAGCGUGAAUGAUUUAAGAAAAAAAACAAGAAGAAAAACAAAACCAAAUAUUGUACAUUUGUUUGUGGGGUGUGUACUGUGCGUAUACCCAAUAAAAAAUUAUAAUUAAAAACAUUUUUAAUUUGAAUCAACCAGAAAAAAAAAA
Molecule: messenger RNA, 3557 nt
Organism: Drosophila pseudoobscura
Lineage: Eukaryota; Metazoa; Arthropoda; Insecta; Diptera; Drosophilidae
Gene: Pgant2
Product: polypeptide N-acetylgalactosaminyltransferase 2
Exons: 8
Coding region: 466-2382 (638 amino acids)
Biological process (GO): protein O-linked glycosylation
Cellular component (GO): Golgi apparatus
Molecular function (GO): polypeptide N-acetylgalactosaminyltransferase activity
Source: RefSeq, a predicted model, not a curated record